GCUACAUGUAAGUUCACUGUCAUAUUAACUUCCACUCUACAAAGACUGAGAUAACCACUUUGUGAUAUCAUUAAUGAACUAGACAAGUUCGUGUUUCCAUUGCCAUUUUUUAAGUAACUUGUGCUCAGCAUGGCGAGAAAAAUUACUACAAGAAAUACUUAAGUCUCUCAAAUAUUUGAUCCAUACUGAACCAGAAAUACACAGAGUACGUUUAACUGCUUUGUUUUCUUGUGUCGGCCGAAUAAAGAGAGGCCAUGUGUAAAGUAUGUGUCGGCCACUUUUAGCCAAAAGUUUGUAAAUUUUGUGUAUAAAUAGAGGAGCUUUCCUCAUAAAUAAAACACACCUUCAUCCUUACAUCUCUCAUCUUUCUGAAUAUUCUCUUUACGCUUCCAUCCCCUCCAUUGGUAUCAGAGCUAGUUAAUUAAAUAACUAUGGAAAACAAAUCAACUAUGACAGAUGAUCUACAAGAACAGACUAUUUAUCAAGACAGAGUUACACAGCCAGGACAAGAUAAUGUUAUGGAAAACAUACUCAAAACCCUAACUACACUUUGUACAAAAGUGGACAGUAUGGGAUUGAGAAUUCAAAAGCUAGAAGAAAAGGAAGAAUCUACAAGUCAGCAGCAUGACUCUAAAAAUGUGGAGCUACGUCGUUCGGCAGACGGUAAAAAGCCAGAACUAGAAGGAGACGUUGGGAAACUCGAUAAAACCCAUGACAAUGUUUGUUUAAAUGCAGCUACAGCAAGCACAUCUACAACAAAAGGAGCUAGUGGAAUAAGAUAUACAAAUUUAAAUAUGAACAAAAUCUUCGAUAAACCAUUUAUUCCAAAGAACCAAAAAGACUCAUUAUUUAUACCACCGCAAAUACAUACUUACUCAGAAAGUUUAAACCAAGAUAAAAAAGCCUACAACCACAUAACCCGCUCAUAUAUUGAAAACCUUUAUAAAAUCCAAAAUUAUUUAAACUCAACACCUAGAUCUCCAACUACCAAAAACCCUAACACUGAUUUUAUAACCCAAAAGCUACAAGGAUAUAAUAAGUUAAUAGCACAACCGGGCACCAAUGCAAAUCUAGUAAAAACAUGUUAUAGUUAUGGAUUACUUAAUACAGUUUAUACCCAAACAGGAGAUGAAAUAUCUACCAUACCAGAGCUAUACAAAGCCUUUAUGAACUAUAAAAGAAUUACUAAAGGAACAUUGUUUUAUAUAAAGUUUUAUUCAGCACCAGCAGAGAUAUUAUUUGAUGAGAUAAAACCAAUUAUACAAGUUAUAAAAAUUGGUUUGACCAGAGAUAUGAUAAUUCCAGAAGAUAUCGGAAUACAACAAGAAAUACAAAAGAUUGAGAUACCAGAAUUCUACGCCAACAAAAGAGUUAUAGGAAUAGCAACUAUCCUAAAUGAACUAACUAACAAUUAUUUAAACGGAAACUCAGUAUGGAGCUAUUAUGUACGAGAGCAAGUUAUGAUAUAUUCAAAUUCUAAAGAAACCAGAGAACAAGAUAUGGAAGAGAUACGCCAAUGGAUACUUAGUCUACUCAAGCCAGAGCAAAAACCAACAACAAGAGCAUUAAGGAAAGGGUUUAUUUCGGAAGAAUUAUUGACCAGAUAUUGCAAAAUUAUUGGACAAAAAUACCCCGACCAUAUAUGUUCAAAAUGUCAAGGAGAAGAUAAUGUCAUACCAGACGUACAAAUCGAAUAAGUAAAAAAAAAA
Solanum lycopersicum (tomato) is the source of this 1709-nucleotide messenger RNA. RefSeq lists its product as uncharacterized. Lineage: Eukaryota; Viridiplantae; Streptophyta; Magnoliopsida; Solanales; Solanaceae. The record is from RefSeq and is a predicted model, not a curated record.